AUGAUGUCGCUUGGCGACAGCGACCUCAACACCCACGGUGACAUGCUACGACGCCGUGCGUUCACCCAGGAAGGGGAGCCCGUCAUGGACAUCGACCCUCUCCCUUACAAACACCACCAGGGACUUAUCGCCGUCUCGGUGAUGGCCAUUCUCUCCUUCAUAGCGACCGUCAUCCUUCUUGGGUUCAUUACCUACCGAAUGCUGUUCUGGCGCUCCAAUUACGCUCGAUACAUCGGUUAUAAUCAGUAUAUCGUUCUUAUUUACAAUCUUGUCUUGGCCGAUCUGCAGCAAUCCUUGGCCUUCUUGAUUUGUAUAAAAUGGAUCGCGGAGGACAAGAUCUCGGCAGACACAGCAGCGUGCUUCUUGCAGGGUCUCUGGCUGCAGAUUGGUGACCCGGCUAGCGGUCUUUUCGUGCUUGCCAUCGCUAUCCACACCUUUCUUCUUGUGGCCAUGGGCCGGAAAUUGAGUCACCGUGUUUUCGUGGCAGGAGUCAUCGGUAUCUGGGCUUUUAUUGCCAUUCUGGUCAUCGUUCCAUUGGCCGUUCAUGGCCGAUAUGUUCUAAUUCCGUCAGGUGCUUGGUGCUGGAUCAGUGAAAAGUACGAGAACAUGCGUUUAGCGACACAUUAUACCUGGAUUUUCCUUGCGGAAUUCGGUACCGUUGUCCUCUACGCCAUUAUGUGGUUCCAGCUCCGCCGAAGAAUCGCCCAGUCAGCUAUCCUGGGAACCAGCCAUACAGAGAGUCUGAAGCGUCUGCGCCGCGUUAUUGGAUACAUGGUUAUCUACCCGAUUGCAUAUAUCGUGCUGUCUCUUCCCCUGGCCGCCGGACGUAUGGCCACGGCCCAAGGUACCACACCGAACGUGGUUUACUUCUGUAUUGCUGGUGCUAUGAUCACCAGCUCCGGUCUCGUCGAUGUCCUCCUGUACACCCUAACUCGUCGCAACCUGAUCAUCGAAUCCGAACCCAGCAACGACCGCAGUUACGGCAAGUUCGCAAGCAGCAAGGGCCGCAAGACGGACAACCACUUGACAACCAUUACCGCCGACCCCAAUCGCCUGGAUGCUAGCCAGAUGGGCACUCGGAUAUAUCACGAAGAUCCGGAUCACACCGUCCGCGAUGGGUCGACCGACAAUAUCGUGCAGCCCCAGGGCAUGGAAUUGGCCCCCAUUGGCAAGGUGUACCAGCAGACCACGAUUGAAGUGACGUCGGAACCGGCAUACCCAACGGGCGCGAACAGCGAGCACUCCAGCAAGGAUUCCAUGGACCAUCAUCAUCAAGAUGGACUUCACGAGCCUUCAACCCGGAUGUGGGGAAGAUAA
This is a messenger RNA of Aspergillus chevalieri, 1317 nucleotides long. It is a transcript of the gene gprC, whose product is annotated as protein gprC. NCBI's taxonomy places the organism in Eukaryota, Fungi, Ascomycota, Eurotiomycetes, Eurotiales, Aspergillaceae. Bases 1 to 1317 code for a protein of 438 amino acids. Gene Ontology annotation, molecular function: G protein-coupled receptor activity. Gene Ontology annotation, biological process: adenylate cyclase-activating G protein-coupled receptor signaling pathway. The transcript is spliced from 2 exons. Gene Ontology annotation, cellular component: plasma membrane. The record is from RefSeq and is a predicted model, not a curated record.